UCAAAAUUGAUAUGGCCAUACUGAUCGAAACAAAAACUCAACCGAAAGAAGAAGAACCUAGAGUUGUUCUGGAUCCUAAAGAGAUUAUAAUUAAUGAUUUGAAAGACCAGAUUAGAAAUAUCGAAAAAUCUGUAAAUUUGAGAGAUUCAAGGUAUAUGACAAGAGCUUUGCGUUCAUUGAUAACAAUUAGGAAAAAGUUAUCCGAUGAUAUUUUAACUUCUAUAAUUAGCUAUUUGAAUCCUAAUAGUAAGGAAACAAUCGAUACAUUUAUUGGAAAUGAUGACAUGGAGGUUGAUGCAUUAUUAUCUGAUUCAAUUAAGAUAAACAAAAUCAAGGGAAAUGUAAUCCCUGAAAUUCAUAUAUAUACACACUUAUUGGUAUUACUUCAUCUUAUAGACAAUAAGGAUUUUAAAAAGGGGAAAUGUUGUGCAGAUAAUAUGAUGGAAAAAUUGAUUUCUCAGAAUAGAAGAACAUUAGAUUUAUUGGCAGCAAAAUGCUACUUCUAUUAUGCAAGAAUUUAUGAAUUAAACAACCAAGCUGAUCAAAUUAGAAGAUUUCUAUUAGCACGAUUUAGAACAUGCACCCUGAGGAAAGACAAUGAUGGUCUGGCAGUUUUAAUUAAUCUGAUUCUUAGGAACUACUUAUUAUAUAAACUUUACAAUCAAGCUGACAUUUUUGCAGCAAAAACGAAUUUUCCGGAAACUGCAAAUAAUAAUGAAUGGGCAAGAUAUUAUUAUUACAUAGGACAUAUAAAAGCAAUUCAUUUGGAAUAUUCCGUAGCUCAAAAAAAUUUGUUACAAGCCUCUAGAAAAGGACCACAAUUAUUAGCUAUAGGAUUUAAGCAAGCUAUAAAUAAAUUAGCAAUCGUGGUUCAAUUGCUUCUGGGCGAAAUACCCGAGAGAAAUCUUUUUAAAGAUCCUUCAUUGAAGAAAUCACUUUUACCCUACUUCCAGUUAACGCAAGCUGUCAGGUUAGGCGACAUAGAGUUUUUUUCCAACGUUCUACAAAAGUACGAAUCCAAAUUUCUGGCCGAUUCAACCUAUACCCUCAUCAUUAGAUUGAGACGAAACGUGCUCAAGACUGGCAUUAAGAAAAUAAAUUGCGCAUAUUCUCGCGUCUCUCUUCCAGAUAUAGCGGCAAAAUUGAAUUUGAAAACGGCCAAAAAUAGUGUAGGGGAUUGUGAAUAUAUUCUCGCUAAGGCUAUAAGAGACAAGGUCAUAGAGGCCUCCGUACAGCACAACGAUAACGGUAAAGAAAAAACCGGUGGAGUAUACCUGGUUAACGGAAAAUACGCUGCUUUGGGUGAUCAAGCUGGAAAAGAAGCUAUGGAUAGAAAGGAUUAUUUUAAUGACACCUACGGUACCCUGGGAGAGGGUGCAGAGGAAGAGCCUUGCAAGAUUUUUCACGAGAGGAUCAAUUUUUGCUUGGAUAUUCACGAGCGAUGUGUCAAGUCAUUGCGAUAUCCACCAAAAAAUUACGAUGAUAAUGAAACUAAUGAAGGUCGUCGAGAAAAAGAACAAAUGGAUAUAGAAAUAGCUAAACAAUUAGCGGAAACAGAUGACGAUGAUUUUUUUUGAUUUUAUUAUUUAUAUUUAAAAAAAAUUACAAUUUAUAAUAUUUUUUAGUUAUUUUUUUUGUAAUAAAUAAACUAAAUAUAAUUAUCCUUGUCAAUUUUGUUUUAUUUUACAAUAUAUCAGAGUUGUUAUACCA
Molecule: messenger RNA, 1710 nt
Organism: Gordionus sp. m RMFG-2023
Lineage: Eukaryota; Metazoa; Nematomorpha; Gordioida; Chordodea; Parachordodidae
Product: probable 26S proteasome non-ATPase regulatory subunit 3
Exons: 10
Coding region: 12-1577 (521 amino acids)
Biological process (GO): regulation of protein catabolic process; ubiquitin-dependent protein catabolic process
Cellular component (GO): proteasome regulatory particle, lid subcomplex; proteasome complex
Molecular function (GO): enzyme regulator activity
Source: RefSeq, a predicted model, not a curated record